This is a messenger RNA of Volvox carteri f. nagariensis, 1278 nucleotides long. RefSeq lists its product as uncharacterized. The record is from RefSeq and is a predicted model, not a curated record. NCBI's taxonomy places the organism in Eukaryota, Viridiplantae, Chlorophyta, Chlorophyceae, Chlamydomonadales, Volvocaceae. The coding region runs from base 1 to 1278 and encodes 425 amino acids. The transcript is spliced from 5 exons.
AUGCGUGACGCACAGCGAAACCUCUCAAGGUGGGAGUCUCAGCUGCUGCUCAACACGCUGGGCAAGCUCUACUCCAGUCACGUGCUCGGCCAGGUGCCUUUCGACUUGUACGAUCCAGUGGUCACAUGUCCGCCGCCCUCCAAGCUGAUGAGGCUGGACCCCACAGGGCCCACAGCGCACCCCACUCAAUGGGUGGAUGGCGCCAAGUGGAUGUGCGUCCCCUUCCCAAGGACAGCUCGACCCGGCUGUGUAGUGCUGUCGUUUGGAUCCAAUGAUCAAUUUGAAUUUGAAGAAGCGGCCUUGGACAUGACGCCGUGCACCGUACAUACGUUCGACUGUACGACAGGGAUGCUUGGGAACGCCACUCAUUUCGAGUCCAUAGAUCCCGUCCGCCACACGUUCCACCCUUACUGCGUUGGUAGCCAGGAAAUGGCGCAGGAGAACCCGACACAGGUGCUCAGUUGGGAGGGUGUUAUACGUGAGGCAAGGCCUCCAUCCCCGGAUGCUGUACGGGGUCGUAGGCUGCAGGAAGGCCACCUCGGUUCGGACAUCGCGACGGAGGCGGAGGCGGCACUGCACAUGACCGGUGUAACAGAAGCCGGCGAGGAUGUUGACGACGAGGUUGCGCUGGCUCGUGGUAAGGGCUUGGUAGGCGGCCGGUGGUGGCGGAGGCGGCUGCUGCAGCGCGGCGGGCUCUGGGCUGGCGGCGGGAGCAGCGGCCGCUCACGCCGACGCGAAUCGGCGCCCGAGGUGUUCAUCCUCAAAAUCGACGUUGAGGGCUUUGAGUGGCAGCUGAUUUCUGAAUGGGGCCCAGACACGCCGGGAUUGCCCGCUUUCCUCGCCAUCGAAAUUCACAACUGGGUCGAGAAGUUCACGCUGACGGUGCCGCCGCCACCGCCCCCACCGCGGCCACGGUACAGUGCUCUGGCCUGGUGGCUGUACGGCAAGCGCGCGACGAUGCGCGCUUCACGCGCUUCACGCGACGCCGUUUUGGCGGCAGCGUCCAAGCGGCAGCGGGUUUACGGUGGUGAGCUUAGCCUCAUGUUUUUGCAUCUGGCGCGGUUGGGCUAUGCGAUUGUGUCUCGGGAGGACAACCCGAACGGCGAUCACGAGGGCAAGUUGUGCUGUGCGGAGUUUCUUCUUAUCCGGGUUCGGGGUCCGGAGGAAGGGCGGCCCGGGGCUUGGGACUGGAGCCACUGGUUCACCAGCUUGAAGGAGGGUCUGGCACCACUUGUGCGGGGCCAACGGCGGCUGCUGGAGUACGUGCGGCGACGGUAA